Aspergillus caelatus is the source of this 796-nucleotide messenger RNA. RefSeq lists its product as uncharacterized. The transcript has a single exon. The record is from RefSeq and is a predicted model, not a curated record. Bases 507 to 764 code for a protein of 85 amino acids. NCBI's taxonomy places the organism in Eukaryota, Fungi, Ascomycota, Eurotiomycetes, Eurotiales, Aspergillaceae.
GAGCGACCCUUUUCCUAUAUUCUUUUUGUCGUUCUUUCAAGCCUAUCCUUCGUUAUUCCCGCUAAGAUGUGUUAUUGUCUGCUCUGAACUGACUUCAUUUAAUUGCCACUUGCCAUGCCGAUUUGAUCUAGGAAUAAUCUCGUCGCAUCCUCUCUUUAAUCUUUAGAUCGGCAUACUACUGUGCCGUUCAACUCCUAGAAUUUCAGCUUGCAAGAUGCAUUUCAUAUAUACUACUCUCGUUAUUCAUUUGAUUGCCUCGCUUUGCUCGGCAGGUCCAAUUGAUCAUUCUCGUUUAAUCCUAAAGAAAGGGCAUCAUGAGCCAGAAGUUAAAUCUUCAUUUGUAAUAGACACUUCCACAGUCGUUUCCUACCGUCCACAAGAUACUUCUGCCACGUCUAGCGGCAGUAGCUUUUUCAGUACUAUGGCCAGCACAUUCUCCACCGUGGUACAGAGUCUACAGACAGAGUCAAGCUCUAGUGCUGUGCUUCAUCAUUCCACUGCUGACGAUGAGGAGGAUGACGGCCACGAGAGUCAUUCGGCAUUUGGCCCUACGACAACACUUACAUCGUCACACAUGGCCGCGAGGAGCUCGUCGGCACCUGCUACACAUACAACAAAUACCCUCACUCAUGGUUAUAGCGCCCCCCGUGCCUCCACGUCCAAGAUACCAGAUACAACACAUUCAACAUCCUUGCUCGCAGACACAUACUCUCAAGUUGCUGUCGUGCGUGCCAGCUCCGCCGCUGUUGUAUCGAGUGAGAUAGCUGAGCCUACGGUCACGACGACUACAGUCACA